Messenger RNA from Dermacentor andersoni, 2966 nucleotides. It is a transcript of the gene Ythdc1, whose product is annotated as YTH domain containing 1. Gene Ontology annotation, molecular function: N6-methyladenosine-containing RNA reader activity; mRNA binding. Lineage: Eukaryota; Metazoa; Arthropoda; Arachnida; Ixodida; Ixodidae. Gene Ontology annotation, cellular component: nucleoplasm. The record is from RefSeq and is a predicted model, not a curated record. Gene Ontology annotation, biological process: mRNA splicing, via spliceosome; regulation of alternative mRNA splicing, via spliceosome.
CACGGUGCUCUUCGAUUGUUUCCGUCUUAUUGCUGAUAGUUCUAUGCUGCUCUAGGCGUGUUAAUUUUUGCAUUUCUUGAGGGGCACGGCGUAAAAGAAUGACCUCUCAAGACGCCGAAAACAAAGACAUGGAGGUCAACGUCUUAGACGAACUCCUGGAGAAUGCCGAUGACGACGAUUUGGCAGCGGAGUUAAACAACGAAGAAAAAAAAGUUGGUAAACGGAUGCCUUUGACACCUAGUACACCGCCGUCCACAAAGGCCUCUCUAGCUGCUGCUGCUGCCGCCAAAAAGAACUCUGCCACUGCUAAGCCUGUCAAGAGGGUAGCUUCAGCUGAUAAGACCUCGUCUCAGAAGAAAAUGUUGCCGCCUUCUAAGGCCCCUCCUUCCAAGCCCACUUCCACACCUAAGAAGAAACCUCCUGCCAACGUACCCAUCAGUUCGGCCUCAGUCGGGCCUUCCACUUCUGCGACUGUUUCUUCCACGAGUUCUACGUUGGCUCAGUCCAAGAGUAGCUCCCAGCCGAAGCUGGUUAAAAAGAUACCUCAAACAAAGAUUGCCGCCAAGUCUCCCACAACUGCUGAGAAACCUGUGGUGAUGAAAGCCAAGCCAGUGGUGUCAGCAACGGGAGAGCCAAAGAUGUCUGCUGAGGACCUCCUCACAGCUGAGCAAGCUGCUCAGAAAGGAAUGGUGAUUAAGAAGACAGUGGCGAAAAAGAUACCAACCACACAUCAGACACAGAACAAGCCAAUCAAAAAGGUUGUGGCCCCACCAAAAGCAGCUGCCGUGAAAGUCUCUGAGACUACGUCUGCAACAAAAGUGAAGCCCGAGAAGGUGGCUGUUACAGCUCCCAAGCCAUCUGCGGUCUCCCCAAGUGUCGUCGUAGCCUCAAGCAAGAUGCAUGUGCCAGAUGAAGACCCAGAUCGACUUCAUGUGACGCCCACCGCGGAAGAAUUACAAGUUGCGGAAGAGCCUCUUCCCCCACCACCUAUGGUCAGUGGAGGCUCCUCGUCUAGUAUGCACACACGCACUUUGGACCCUGUUGCGAGCUUUGUCAUGGGAGGUGGCUCAAGUCGCAUGAGCUGUGUCUCCGAGGGCCGAGGUGGUGGAAAUACUACAGCCAAUCCGGACUACGACACCAGAAGUGAGGCAUCGUCUUCUGGCCAUGAGAGCUGUUCAUGCAGCCUCGGCUCUAGCACUUCGAGGUCACGGUCAGUGUCCAGGUCCAGGUCACGCUCCAGGUCACAGUCUUACAGUGGCUCAUCUUCAGCGGCUUCAGAACCAGGCAAUCGUUCACCAAGACACCAUGUCUCUCGCAAGAGGCGUCAUUCUCCAAUCAUCUAUGACAGAAAGAACAGAAGUGUGGAGAGAACGCCAAAGCGGCCACGAGUUUCUUCAUCUGUUGGAAGACGAGAUAUUUCUGAGCACGCUGAUCAGCACCUCAUGAAGUACUUCUUCCGGAACGCCAGGUUCUUUUUAGUGAAAAGCAACAACCACGAGAAUGUUGUGCUCUCUAAGGCCAAGGGGGUAUGGUCAACACCGCCUCAAAACGAAGCUAAACUGAACCAGGCCUUCAGGGAGUGCAAAAAUGUCAUUCUGAUCUACUCGGUUAAGGAAAGUGGCAAGUUCCAAGGCUUUGCACGUUUAGCGUCGGAGUCGAACCACGACUGCCCUACAAUCCAGUGGGUGCUGCCGCCCGGUCUGAGUGCCAGGGCUCUGGGCGGUGUAUUCCAGGUGGACUGGAUCUGCAGACGUGAGCUCCCUUUCACCAAGACUGCCCAUCUGUACAACCCUUGGAAUGAUGGAAAGCAAGUCAAGAUAGGUCGUGAUGGACAGGAAAUUGAACCUCGUGUUGCUGAAGAGCUCUGCCAGCUGUUUCCCGUGGACGAAAACAUCGACCUCCGCAGUAUCCUGCGCCGCCGGGGCCGCUCGUCGCGUAGAAGCCCCACUCACCGCCGCCGCACCCCAUCACGUCGUUCCGCAUCGCCCUGCGGCCGUGGCCACCGCCACCGCCAUGCUCGCACCGGCGGAAGGGAUGAAGCUCGUUUGCAUCUGGCGAGGGUGCAUAGUCGCCGGUCCAGAAAUAGCCAUGGUUCACAUUCUCCACGACCGAGGCACCGUAGGGAAAGUUCAGAUGAUGGUUACCGCCUGGCUCGUCGUGGGAGGUACGGUCCUGAUCAUGAGAUGCCCAUGGACAGAUAUCCCGUCAGGAGAGAUCAACCUUCUAUGAAUGGGAAGUCUUUCUGGGAGAUGCACUUGCAAGCUUACCAAGACUACCUCAGGGAGUACCACCAUCAUCAAAGACCACCCUUGCCGCCAAUGCCAUAUGGGCCACCGCCGCCUUUUCCCAUGGAUGCCAUGCCGUACCACUAUGACCGAAACAUGCAUCACAUCGACUACAACCAUGGUGUAGCAUCACGAACUUCAAGGCAACCAGAGAAGCGAUCGUAUGAAAUGACGGUCGAUGACUUCAUCAGGAGAACAGCACGACCCCCACCAAGCCGUGUCGAGCGCCGAUAUCGCGAGCGACGGUGAAUGGGCACCACCCCAGUUGAUCUCACUGAAGAAGACCAUUGUACAUUCAUCGUAUCAUAGUUUCCAACUCAUCUUUAUUUUACAGCCUCAGUGGCCUGUCAAUGGUCCAGAGGUUAUUGUUGUUGCUGUAUGCAGCCUGCGAAUUCUUACAGUGCUGUGUUUGGCGUGACCCCAUCCUCCGUAAUGCUUUGUACAUAAUGUCCGUUGUGCAUUUGCUGCUGCAUGUCAAAAUGAGCAACAUGCAGACCACAUGGUGUGUCUGAGUGUAACAUCUUUGUUAUGUGUUGAAGACAACUAACAUUGAAAACAUUGACUUCCUGUUAUUUUUGUAUGUUUCUCAAAAAAACCCUGUCCAGAACUUGUGCACACUUAUGAACCCCAGAAGGAAUGUGUGUUAUGAAACAAUAAAAGGGCUGACGUGUAUAAUCUCUA